CCUUUCAGCUGCAGAUCAGAGCACAACGGCGAGAGAUUAACACUGUUCACAAGCCCUGAGACAUGAGGAAGAUGGAAGAGGACCAUGAAUGUGUCCGUGCAAGGGACAGAAAGCUGAUUUAGGGAUGCUCAGCACUGGUUUCUUCUUCUAGGAGUGCCUCAUGGUAAGGACUCACUGUCCCUUGUCUGUCUCUUUUAGGAGUCUCUCUGAUCCUGUGAGGCAUGGACUACAUAUUAUUUCAACCUUCCUGGGACUCUUCAUCUAAGAUUUCGGAGCGUCUUUUUUCACCCUGUUUCUAAAAGAGUGAGGGAUAUUUGUGUCACGCACUGAUUCAAUCAGACUUGAGAGGUUUCAUUCGAGAGGUCCUUUCUCUCUUUCUCUCUGUAUAUGAUCAUGCACUGAAAUCAUCAGUUCGUGCACUGAGGGCACACCUGUCUCUCAAAUUCAUUCACUUGUGUGGAUCUAACCAGAACUCUGAAGCUGGAAUUUUGCGAUGGAUAUUGUGAUGGAUAUUGGGAUUGCUGUAUACUUCAUUUCACGCUGAACCUGCCGCACAAGACAAGGUGAAAAAGGGAUUCAGAGAGGUUGAAAGUAAAGGUUUCUCAGUGAUUAUUCAGUCUGGGUCAGCAGUUACGUCUUCUUGGCAUCAUAGAUCUUCCAGGACGCAUUCUGAAGAAAGGAUGCUGCAGGAGACCAGUGUGAGAGUAAGCCCAACCUGAUCGCUCCGUCCAAUCCCCCCGCCCAGUCCUCCACAAUCCCAGGAUGCUCUGCCCCUGCCGAGGGAAGCUGAAGUUGCUGGUGGUGUCUCUGAGUUUCGUCAUCCUGUUCACCUGGCUUUACCUUCUUGUGGGGAACUCGGAAAACGGGCGUUCCCUGCUCCUCUCCGCAUGCUUGGUGGAAUCUACAGAAGCACGGCUGCUGGAACGGGAUGUCCUGGCAUCGCGGGUUCGAGAGGUGGAGGAAGAGAACCGGCAGAUCCGACUCCAGCUGAGCCAAUCGCAGGGCCUGGCUGCCCAGCCUGCCGAGGGUAACUAUGGCAACCAGCAGUGGGUGGCAUCGGCAGACACCGGUCCAGAGGACGUGGAGAACACAGCAGAGGAACGGGCCAAUCACAGCGAGUGUUCUCGCUCGCCCACCGCGGAGAAGUGUGAGCUGAUUCACGUGGCAUGUGUAUGUGCGGGUCACAAUGCCAGUCGGGAUGUGGUCACUCUGGUCAAAUCCAUCCUGUUCCACAGGAGAAACCCACUGCACUUUCAUUUCAUCACAGACACAGUGGCCAAUCAGAUCCUCAGCACUCUGUUCCAGUCAUGGAUGGUACCGUCCGUACAAGUCAGCUUCUAUGACGCUGAUGAACUCAAAUCAGAGGUGUCGUGGAUACCAAACAAACACUAUUCAGGAAUUUAUGGCCUGAUGAAGCUCACUCUCACCAAAGCUCUGCCAUCCAACCUUUCGAAGGUCAUCGUCCUCGAUACAGACAUCACUUUCGCCACUGAUAUCGCAGAGCUGUGGGCCAUCUUCCGGAAGUUCACAGAGAAACAAGUGAUUGGUCUGGUGGAGAAUCAGAGUGAUUGGUACCUCGGUAAUCUGUGGAAAAAUCACAAACCCUGGCCAGCCCUCGGACGGGGGUUUAACACAGGUGUGAUUUUACUCUACCUUGAGAGACUGCGAAGGAUGGGUUGGGAACAGAUGUGGAGACUGACAGCAGAGAGAGAGCUAAUGAGCAUGCUUUCAACAUCCCUGGCAGACCAGGAUAUAUUCAACGCAUUCAUAAAGCAGAACCCAGUUCUGGUGCAUCAGCUUCCGUGCUUCUGGAACGUACAGUUAUCAGACCACACUCGCUCUGAACAGUGCUACACUGAGGUGUCGGAUCUAAAGGUCAUUCACUGGAACUCUCCUAAAAAGCUGAGGGUAAAAAACAAGCAUGUGGAAUUUUUCCGCAAUCUUUACUUGACAUUCCUGGAGUACGAUGGGAAUCUUCUCCGAAGAGAACUCUUCGGUUGUCCCAGUCAGGCCAGCUCAGAGAGCACAGUGCUUCAGCAAGCACUAGAGGAGUUAGAUGAGGACGACCAGUGCUAUGAUUUUCGGAGGGAGCGAAUCAUGGUGCACAGGGUGCAUCUGUACUUCCUGCAGUAUGAAUACACACCUACAGAUGAUGGCACGGACAUCACACUGGUCGCACAGCUCUCUAUGGACAGACUGCAGAUGCUGGAGGCGAUCUGUAAACACUGGGAGGGCCCCAUUAGUUUGGCCCUCUACAUGUCUGAUGCCGAGGCCCAACAGUUCCUGCGCUACGCUCAGGCCUCCGAAGUCCUCAAAAACCGCAAGAAUGUGGGCUAUCAUAUCGUUUAUAAGGAGGGUCAGUUCUACCCUGUCAAUCUGGUACGCAAUGUGGCGCUCCACAAUGUCAACACACCCUACGUUUUUCUGACUGAUGUAGAUUUUCUGCCCAUGUACGGCCUCUACGAAUACCUCAGAAGAAGUAUAGUCCAACUGGACAUGGCCAAUACCAAGAAGGCUCUGGUUGUGCCCGCCUUUGAGACGUUGAGAUAUCGCCUUUCCUUCCCUAAAUCUAAGGCCGAGCUGCUGUCUAUGCUGGACAUGGGGACUCUCUACACCUUCAGGUAUCAUGUCUGGACAAAGGGUCAUGCGCCAACCAAUUAUGCCAAAUGGAGGACAGCCACAACGCCAUACAAGGUGGAAUGGGAGGCAGACUUUGAGCCGUACGUCGUCGUGCGACGAGACUGUCCUGAGUACGACCAGAGAUUUGUUGGCUUUGGCUGGAACAAAGUAUCCCAUAUCAUGGAGCUUGAUGCUCAGGAGUAUGAUCUUAUUGUGUUACCAAAUGCCUUCAUGAUCCACAUGCCCCACGCGCCCAGCUUUGACAUCUCAAAGUUUCGCUCCAGUCCAAGUUACCGCUACUGCUUGACGACUCUGAAAGACGAGUUCCACCAAGACCUUUCUCGAAAGUAUGGUUCUGCUGCUCUCAAGUACCUCACAGCACAGAGGAACAUCUGAAACCUGUUUAAAAUGUACUUCAGCACACAGGAGAUUGGCUUGGUCUAGUCGUUUGAGGCUCAACAGCCAACAUGCUGCUCUGCUACAUGUUACGGUGUCUAGAGGUACGAAGCUGGCCUGCUGAAAUCAGAGCUUUAAUUCUUCUUUUUGAUAAGUCAUACAGCAGAGAACUGUGAAAACCAAUGACAUGAGCACCACAACCAUCUCAGACUGGUGGCGAAAACUCGACCAAACAUUUCAACUGCUAAAAAGCGCAAAGGACAUCGGUAUACGUUUGCGAUGACUCACUUUCUUAUAGCCUACAAUGAACGGUCAUAACAAAGACCUUUUUUGACAAUCAGGGCUUUUUCUUCACUAAAGAUCUACGGCUAGUGAUUCAUGGCUCUACGCAGCUUUGGACCUGGCUGAAACCAUCCGAUGAAGUAUCGAUGGGCCGAAAAGGACAAGAAAUGAAUGAGCUUUCCAAAGACUCUUCUGCUGGACUGAAGUGUGAGGAGGCCAUCAAGACAAGAGGGACAUUUAAGCCUUAUAAUUUCCUUGUUAUUUAAAAUAUUUAAAAGUAUUUUUUGUUUUUAACGAAGACAAAACAGUCUAUGAACAACGACCUACAGCCUACGUAUGUUUUACAAUGUAAAAAAAGAAAAUCACAUUAUUUUUUAAUUUAGAAACACUGAUUUGCUUGUAGCGAAAGAAGCUUGAAUGCUCGAUAGGGGUGCAAGGGAGUAUUUUGUGUGGUUUCGGAGGUCCCGAAUGUUAGUCAUUUAUGAUUUCGGUGAGAAACGAUCAGAGCGUAUAACUGCUGCAUUUAUAAUUGUCACAUAACAAAUGGCGCAUAUUAUGACAUGCUUAAACAUCCAGUAUCAUAGUGUAUACCAGGACACUUUCCUGCUCUGAACUCACAUCACUUUUUUCACUUUUAAAAAUUUGCACUACAUACUGCUACUCAAAAAUGAUAUUAUCAAUUAUGAUUAUAUGAUAAAUGAUUAUAUGUACAUUUGCAUUGAGAUCCACUCAAGGGACCAUGAAAAAAAAACAAAAAAAACGGAGCAUCCAAGAUUCUCAAGGACUAAAUAUUUGUUGUCAGUGAUAUAAAACACUUUCUGUCAUUGAAAGCGGUAUUUAUUGUGUAAAAUGUCAGUCACGUUCUGGUCAGUCCUGCAAAUAAUAAUCCAGUGUCCAAUUCAACAUCAGUCACUCAAGUUAUAAAAGAAAAAACAAACAUCGCAAACCUGACAAGAAAGUUUGUACGAUCUAUUGUACCAAUGUUGUGUCCCAUCUUUAUAAAGUAAUGCUCCUCCAGGUCAUAUUGAGUUCACCCCUCAUACGCCACCCAUGCCCUUCCGCUCCAUCAGACUGCAGAUUUACGGUAAAUACCCGUGCCUUUGCUGUGUUGCGAAAACUGGAUAUUGAUUGUACUACUGUACGCAUCAGCGGGGCCUGCAAGAAUACAGGUACUCUAUUUAUUAUUGUUGACUUAAAUCAAUCAUAUUUUUCUAUGUAGGGGACAAAGUGCUUUAAAUAAAUUCUCCCUGUUUCUAUA
Molecule: messenger RNA, 4555 nt
Organism: Ctenopharyngodon idella (grass carp)
Lineage: Eukaryota; Metazoa; Chordata; Actinopteri; Cypriniformes; Xenocyprididae
Gene: large2
Product: LARGE xylosyl- and glucuronyltransferase 2
Exons: 16
Coding region: 763-3015 (750 amino acids)
Biological process (GO): protein O-linked glycosylation via mannose
Molecular function (GO): xylosyltransferase activity; glucuronosyltransferase activity
Source: RefSeq, a predicted model, not a curated record